AUGCCUCCUCCCCCCACCCUCGCCCUCCCGCUCCCCGCCGCCCUCCGCGGCGGCAGGCCGUCCGACGCCCGCCGCCGGGGCCGCCUCCUCACCCUCGCCCUCUUCCUCCUCCUCGCCGCCCUCGCCCUCGCCGCCUACAUCUCCUCCCCCGGCGCCGCGCGACGGCUCGCCGCCGCGGAGCCCGGUCGCGCACGCUGCGGGGGCAUCCAGGGCCUCGAGCUCUGGGGCCCCGCGGUCAACUGGGGCUCCGACCACCGCCAGCCCUCCGCCGCCGCCUGCUGCGCCUCCUGCAAGGCCCACCGCCGCUGCGACUCCUGGGUCUUCUGCGGGGACCGCCGCCGAUGCGGCAACCGCUUCGGAGAGUGCUGGCUGAAGAAGCAGAAUGACGCCAUGGCUCCCGCUGUGAUCGCGAGGGGGGAGGAUGUCAUGUGGACUUCUGGCCUCGUCUUCGGAAAAUCAUCACAGGGAAUCGUGGGGCUGGAAACAAGUGUCGGCACGCUUCGUGUCCAAUUGCUGCCUGAUUGUGCACCCCAUUCUGUGGAUUACUUCAUCGAGCUGUUGGGCCUGCACAACUACGCCGGAUGCAGAUUCUACCGCGCGGAAGGCCGUGGCCACCUGUGGGAUGCAAAAGGAGAGCACGUAAAAAAUGCUGCAUUUGGUCCACCCUACGCGCUGCUACAAGGGACACUGGAAGUCGAUGGCGUAGCCUUCCAGGAGAUGCCGAAAGAAGGGUGCUCGGCUGUGAGAAGAGGGUCCGUGGCGUGGAUUGGGUCAGGGCCAGAGUUCCUGAUCAGCCUAGCAGACCACGACGAGUGGAGAGACGCCUACACGGUGUUCGGGUCCGUGAUGCCGGAGGACAUGGCCGUCGCGGAGGAGAUGGCGAUGCUCCCGACCAGCACAGACGUCUGGAGUGGCGUGACCGUCAGGCUGCUGAAGGACCCGGUGUAUUUGAAGGUGAAGAGGAGAAGCAACACGACUGCCUAUUAAGCUGGCCGGCGAUUUUGUUCUUUUUCUUCUUAUUCUUUCUCAUGAUGUAGCAGUAGUGCCGAAAGAUGAGAACACACAUUACAUGUCCAAAGAAAGAAUGAAAGAAAAUAGAGAAGGUUUGGAAGAAAACUGUUACACCUGUGAUUUAUGUGCCUGUCAGCAAGCCAUUUUAUAGAAGAAAAAUUCCUUUUUUUU
Messenger RNA from Hordeum vulgare subsp. vulgare (domesticated barley), 1182 nucleotides. RefSeq lists its product as uncharacterized. Gene Ontology annotation, molecular function: peptidyl-prolyl cis-trans isomerase activity. Gene Ontology annotation, biological process: protein peptidyl-prolyl isomerization. The record is from RefSeq and is a predicted model, not a curated record. Lineage: Eukaryota; Viridiplantae; Streptophyta; Magnoliopsida; Poales; Poaceae. Bases 1 to 987 code for a protein of 328 amino acids. The transcript has 5 exons.